AUGACCGGCUCCUGCUGCGGCUCCUUCUCCUCCCAGAGCUGCGGAGGCUGCUGCCAGCCCUGCUGCUGCCGCGACCCCUGCUGCUGCCGCCCGGUGUCCUGCCAGACCACGGUGUGCCGCCCCGUCACCUGCGUGCCCCACUGCACGCGCCCCAUCUGCGAGCCCUGCCGCCGCCCCGUCUGCUGCGACCCCUGCAGCCUGCAGCAGGGCUGCUGCCGCCCCAUCACCUGCUGCCCCUCCUCCUGCACCGCCGUGGUGUGCAGGCCCUGCUGCUGGACCUCCACCAGCUGCCAGCCCAUCUCCGUGCAGGCGCCCUGCUGCAGGCCACCCUGCUGCCAGCCUGCUCCCUGCCGCACCGUCUGCAGGUCCUCCCCCUGCAACACGUGCUGCUGA
This is a messenger RNA of Jaculus jaculus (lesser Egyptian jerboa), 393 nucleotides long. RefSeq names its product keratin-associated protein 2-1-like. The transcript has a single exon. The record is from RefSeq and is a predicted model, not a curated record. Gene Ontology annotation, cellular component: keratin filament. The coding region runs from base 1 to 393 and encodes 130 amino acids. NCBI's taxonomy places the organism in Eukaryota, Metazoa, Chordata, Mammalia, Rodentia, Dipodidae.